CCCUUGGCCCGCUGCCUUUUCCUGCUCUUCUGGCUCCUUUGCGUCUUUCUCUGCCGGCCCUUUUCACAACCUCAGUUCCUUCUUCCCUCGUAGCCGCCCCCUCCGCCUUAAAUCGCCGCGUGUUUCCAUGCGGCUGAUCGCUUGGGAAAUUCUUUCACCGCUUCCUCCCCCCCCCAAAAAAAACUCCGACUACUGGUGAAGGGGGCUGAUCUGCAAAGUUUCCUAAGCAUAUCCUUGCAGGUUCCAUAUCACCAGUCCUAUUUACGUUUAGGGCAGCCUGGAAAGCUAGGCAGGAGGGGGGGCAGGACAAGGAACCCGCCCAACCUGGAGAAGUGAGUGUGUGUGGUUAGAGGGUGUAGGGCUUCGUCCCUACACGGACACACACACACCGUUGGUUGCAAUAUCUAUCUGCCAUUUUGGCACCCUUGAUACUAGGAACUGUCCUGCACGCACACACACACACACACCCCUCAAAUCCGGAGGUGUACAGAAGUGUUCUGUUGCCCAGGCAAGAGACACUGCCCACGGCUGGCAUUCUGCCCCUGGCACUCCUUGGUGUCUCGUUUCCUAGGCACAACAGACUGGCAUGUGCUGCUGUGUGCCCUGCAGUGGCUCCCUCUGGCCUGGCAGCACUGGCUCCCUUCCAGGAAGUGGUGCUCAAGUAAGCUCGCUGCCUGCAACAGUCCAGAGUCUGUUCUAGCUGUCGCCGCAGCAGUCAGGUCCUGGGCUCUAGGCAACUGAGAUCUGUUGAAAGCUCCUCCUAAAGUAGGUAUAGCUUCUAGCACGUGCCAGUGAUACCAGAUUUAGGCAGCAUUUUCAUGGUUUGAGUGGUUGAGGCCUGUUUGUGCUGGUUAGGAAGCUAGGACUUCAAGGUAUUGCCUAGAGUUCAGCGGCAGUGGCUAAGGGGAUGACUGGAGGUCUGAAAAACAAAAACAAAAUCCUUCAGCCACGAUUCUGUGCUUCUGGCACUGUACAGACCCCUCAGAGUUUCUGCUCUACAAGGCAGAAGCACAUUGCGGAAGGGACCUGUCCAAGGUCAGUGGGGCAAACCAGGUCCACCUACAAACCCAGCAGGAAGUGAAGUUACGCAUGACAGGCAUGGCCCUGCGUGUGAUUCACAACAACGGCUUUCUGGCACUCUACAAUGGGCUCAGCGCCUCCCUCUGUCGACAGAUGACAUACUCGCUCACCCGCUUUGCCAUCUAUGAGACUGUGCGGGACCGCUUGAGCCAGGGUGCCCAGGGGCCAAUGCCCUUCUACCAGAAGGUGCUGCUAGGCGCAGUAGGAGGUUUCACUGGUGGGUUCGUGGGGACCCCAGCUGACAUGGUGAAUGUCAGGAUGCAGAAUGAUGUGAAGCAGGCAGCACAUCUGCGGCGCAACUACUCACAUGCUCUGGAUGGCUUGUAUCGGGUGCUUCGUGAAGAGGGUGUGAAGAAAUUGUUUACAGGGGCAACAAUGGCAUCAAGUCGAGGAGCCUUGGUUACCGUUGGACAGCUCUCCUGCUACGACCAGGCUAAGCAGUUGGUUCUUGGGACUGGUGUGCUCUCCGAUAAUAUUCUUACCCAUUUCUUGGCCAGCUUUAUUGCUGGAGGAUGUGCCACAUUCUUGUGUCAGCCCUUGGAUGUACUAAAGACGCGCCUUAUGAAUUCCCAGGGGGAGUAUCGGGGUGUCAUGCACUGUGCGAUGGAGACUGCCAAGCUUGGGCCAUUGGCUUUUUAUAAGGGACUUGUUCCUGCUGGCAUCCGCUUGGUCCCUCAUACGGUGCUCACCUUUGUCUUCCUGGAGCAGCUACGCAAAUACUUCGGGAUGAAAGUAUUGGCCUGAGGGAGAAAAGGGCUGCUUAGAGACAAAAUAAGAUGGGGGAAUGCGGGGAGAGGCUGGACGCUAGGGGCCCUCAGUGCCCAAGCAUCACACGUGAUUCCUUGUCAAUGUGCAAGAGUCUUACAGCACCCUUUUUAAUGCCAUGGCACCAGCUGACCUCUCACCGAACGCCCCCUUUCAGUGCCUGACAGUCUCUCACUACUACUAGCCCUAACCUUUAACUGUGUUUGGUGCCUAAUGGUAAAACAGGCAGCCAAUCGGAACUUUCUCCUUCAGUGCCCAGUAGCAAUGAGUGGCCAAUCCCCACAAUGUCUUUCUCCUGUGCCCAGCAGUCCAUUUCUGCCUCCAUUCCUUGCCUGUUAGCAAUGCCACUGCAGUGCAGUGUGCCUGCUGAUCCCGUAGCAUUCCCUUCUCAAUGCCCAGCCAUUCCUCAAUACCCUUGUUUUCACAGCCAGCAUUCUGACAAGGCCUCUGCUUUAUUUCCUACCAAAAUGCUUGUCACCAGGGCUCCUGCAAAACAGUAGUGCUCCUCUUUUGUGCCAUGAGCAGUAACUUCCCUCACCUAACAUACCAUCUCCUUUCUCCAUCCUCCCAGUCUCCUUCAUAGGGUGUUGUUGUUGUUUUGGGGGGGGGGACACUGUGACCUUUUCCCUGUCACCUUGCCACACCAGGCACAACUUCCUCCCCUGCUGUUCUGGAGCAGAAGCAUGUCUAUAUCCAUGUCAGAAGCAGAGUCUUAAAAAUAAUGUUCUCUGUUUUAAAAUGUUUACAUAAGGAGUGCAGUGAGCUGGAGAGGGGUUCUGGGGGCCACUGACAGCAACACAUCAGGCAGAGAUCCCUGAUCCUUCUUGCCCUUCAGGGUCCUGAAUUUUUAAAUGUUUUAGAGAAAACAAGGUUUCUCUCACUGUACCCAGCCUGCUCCCUUUUUCCUACCUCACUCUCCUCUUACCCUCAGGUCUACAGUCUGAGGCAGAGACGGUCCCUUACAUUUACUGUGACUGGUAGUAAAAAAAAUAGUAGUAGCAGCAGCACAGGGCAAGCUGCACUCCAAUCCACAGCCAGCCUAGCAAGUCUUACCUCCUUCAUUUUGCCUCUUGCUUUAACCUUCAGACCUUGCUCAGCCAAAGCCUCCUGGAACCAAAGGGCCUCAUGUUGUGUGUGUGUGGGGCUCACAUCAAGGACAGCAGAGAGAAGGCUUCUGAGGUACUCCUAAGUAGCAAGAGCCAAGUCAGCUCAACCAGAGGGAGAGAACUUUUUAAUUCCUGCUCAAGUAUCCAAAGCAAGCAGGCCUCCUUGCAUUCAGUGGUGGGAGGGGAGGAAGGGGGCUGUAGGAAUAAGUGGGCAAGGCCCUGUUUCGUACCUGGAAUUGUUGUCCUCAGCCCAGCAUGGGAUAAUGUGGUCCAGGGUAGAGGGCCCUCUAUUUACUAGAGUUACUUUAGGAUAGGUGUUAAAGGGAGGCUUGUGUGCCUCCCAGCUGCCAAGCUUUCCCUACUCCCUGCCCAAUUUCUGCCCUGGCAGUUCCUCUGAGCCUUUUGGCAGCUUUGGGGGAAGCCUAGAAGGCUGUGGAGUCUCUCCAGGUUGCCUUGCUUUACUGUGAUGUUGUCAAGGCCCUGUCUUGUAGCACUGAUGUCUCUGGAUUCGGCCCACCCAGAACCACACCUAAUAAAAUGAUUGUGGUGUCUGCUGUUUGUCCCUACUUUGCUGCUGGUUCUGUGUUGCCCGUCUGCUCACCCAGCAGCAUAUGGAAAGGCUGCCCACCACCACCAUGUGUGAAGCGUCAUUCCAGAGUCACUCUACAGGGUCGAAGAACCAGAGCGAAUAAAUCAGCACUUUUGUAAUCAUGACAAUAAAGUAAAUUGUGACAA
Rhineura floridana is the source of this 3686-nucleotide messenger RNA. It is a transcript of the gene SLC25A10, whose product is annotated as solute carrier family 25 member 10. The transcript has 11 exons. NCBI's taxonomy places the organism in Eukaryota, Metazoa, Chordata, Lepidosauria, Squamata, Rhineuridae. The record is from RefSeq and is a predicted model, not a curated record. Gene Ontology annotation, molecular function: antiporter activity; oxaloacetate transmembrane transporter activity; malate transmembrane transporter activity. The coding region runs from base 1090 to 1824 and encodes 244 amino acids. Gene Ontology annotation, cellular component: mitochondrial membrane. Gene Ontology annotation, biological process: oxaloacetate transport; mitochondrial transport; phosphate ion transmembrane transport.